Molecule: messenger RNA, 4610 nt
Organism: Girardinichthys multiradiatus
Lineage: Eukaryota; Metazoa; Chordata; Actinopteri; Cyprinodontiformes; Goodeidae
Gene: mtus2b
Product: microtubule associated tumor suppressor candidate 2b
Exons: 14
Coding region: 554-4183 (1209 amino acids)
Cellular component (GO): nucleus; cytoplasm
Molecular function (GO): microtubule binding
Source: RefSeq, a predicted model, not a curated record
CAUAUAUUACUGCUCUGUGAAGUUAUGAGACGUAAUUACUGCUUCAGACCAGCAGGUGGCAACCCUAGCCCACCUUGGCGUCACCUCCUCUUGCAGCCUCCCUGUUUUCCAUCAAUCCUGCAGAUUGUUUCUUCUUCAUCUCGCUUUAACACUAGAUGCUUCCCUCCUUCUCCGUCCUCUCGUCACUGUGGAGCUCUUCAGCCGAGGACUGCCAAAUUCCAGCCGGUAAGGGUUUCCUUUCCUAUUGGAAGACGGCAGGUGCGUCCUGCCUGUCUCUGUCUCACUCCAAGCCUCGGCAAUACAAGGGAUUUAUGAAGACUGCUGCAUUUGCCGGAGAUGCUGCGGAUUUCAUGCAGAUCUAAUGAGGACCUCUCUUCCAAGUGCUGAUCUAUGACAUUCUGAUUCUUUGAAUGCUGAGAAAAUUAUGUCAAAAUAUACUCCUCUUCUACAUGUAAGGUUCUUUAUUGGGAAGGCAGAGACCUAUAACUGAUGCUACAGAUAUGUGACAUGAAUGGCCUCCUGACGGUACCAUAGACACUUAGCUGUGUCCAUAAUGUGUGAUCUAGUAAAGCCUGUUGGCGACGGCGAGUUAAGAAAUAACAACCAGCAGGGUGCUAAUGAUCCCAAUGCCAACACUGUUCAGACAGAGGAUGGUGGGAGAACUGGACAUACUGACUCUCUGUUGGGGAUUAUGACUGAGACAGCAGAGCAAGACAAAGUUAUCAUCUGGGGCACAGACUCUCAGUGUGAUGACCCCGAGCUGGCUGAGUUUGAGGUGUUGGAGUGUCAGGAGCUGGAGGCCUAUCUGGUUGAGGAGGGGGAUUUUGAAGGGCUCGCAGAGAAGAGCAUGCCACAAGAGGAACCCUCAUCCUCCUGUAAAACCACAGAAACUAAAGCUGUAGACGAUAUGAAUUGGAAAGGAACGGAAUGGGUUGUGGGUGUUGCCUGUGAGCAGGAAUCAUCCGUGUCUCAUGUUUCUGAUACUGAUGUUUUUGUGACCUGUCUGUCCACCACUGCUACUCUGACAACAGACUCCUGGCACAUUGCCCCUGGUUCCCACUCUGUCCUUUCAGAGGACCUUACUGUGGCCUCCCAAACCUGCAGCACUGUCUCUGAGCGAGACAAAGCCUCUCAAAAAGCUGAUCCGUCAGUCCUUGCUAGAAAAACAACACACCAGCAAAGUUUAUACAAUAAUUUGAAUUCAACACUUAGUUCAGAGAUUAUUGUACCGCAACUACAAGUGCAGAAUGGUGUCUUAAGCAAAGAUGCAAGCAAUGAGCAGAAAAAGGAUAAUCACCAGAGGAAUGAGGCAGGAAAAAACACUUCAAAGGGAGAUUGUGAUAACUCCGACCACAAGGCUUUAUUCUGUGCAGAAAGGAACACUAAAACAGAUAAAAGCACACAAGCCAGUGAAAUCCUCGAGUGGAUAAAUCCAGUCAAAAGUGGCGCAAAGGCGACUCAGCCAUCAAGUGAACACAAAGCCAUAAGAAAACAAGGCUCAUUUGAUAACAGUAUGAAGAAACAAAACUCUUUUGACAAGAGUCUAAAAAAGCAGCCUUCCUUUGAGAAUUCUUUGAAGAAGCAGCUUUCUUUUGAUAACAGCUUAAAAAAGCAGGGCUCCUUCGAGAACAGCACCAGCUUGUCAUCUCAGGAGCGGCGGAAAACUUGGGGAAGCCCUGGACGAUCGGCAACCCCAACAUCCCCUAAAACUACCUCCUGCUCGCCUAAGAGACAACCACCCGGUUCUCGAGUUAAAGUCGAGGGAAAAAGGGCUUUAAGUUUGGAAAGAAGUGCCACUUUUCAAAAAAAUGUAAGUCAAAUCAUCAGACCCCCCAAUAAGACAAAUAUAAGCGGUGGAAUUCCCAAAGCUAUUGCUCCUCCACAGAAAGAAAUUGAGCCCAGGAUUUCCUCUCUACCACAGAAGCCUAAAAAUGUGAGACCAAAAAUCAUUACAUACAUCCGAAAAAACACACCAGCUAAAUCACAGGACACCAGCACGCAGUCUGAAGGCUCAACGGAGCCACCUCAACCAUUGUCUUCCUCUGGUCCACUCACUCACAGGGAUUCAAAGGGUGUUCCUCAAUCCAGAUCCACCCCGGUGCUCAGCUCCUCCAAUGUGCUUUUUGACAAAUAUCGACAGGAAUUGCAGAAGGGAGGGUACUAUCCUCCAGGCACAGCUCCGAUGGGCAUGAAACCUCCAAGCAACACUGCCCCUCAGAGGGUGAGCGGGAAAUCAGAGAGCUUUCAUGAAGAGAUGUCAAAGAAAUACCUACAAGAGCGUCUUUACCAAGAUGGUGGAAGCGUCUACCGUUCACCCAGAACCCUUAGGCCUCAGCUGGGUUUGGGGGCAGUCACCAGGCAGCCUGCGGCCAAGACGAGAGUCCAGCAGAUGGGUCAAAGGUCAGCUCCACAUUCAUGGCACACAGCCAGAGUGUCCACCCCAGGCCUCCAGGAUCAGGCAGGUCUUGACGGGCAGAAGAGAUCAGGUCCAGAGGCCACGCCUAAAAGCCUCCUGCUGAAGUCGGGCCAGUCCGGUCUCCGUCCUCCAGGCUUCUCCAACCUUCCAGCUGCUCGACUGGCUGCUUUAGGUGUCAUACGGAGCUCCAGCGUCUCAUCUGUGUCCAGCAGCCAAUCCAAUGACAGCUGUCACAGCGACCCCUGUCAACUCCUUCACUAUCCCAGCUCUGGCAGUGAUGAAACACUUCCACAUAAAGCUGUCAUACUUCUCAGUGGAGCCUCCCAUGUUCAGGACAAGGUUCAGCCCUCCAACGCUUCAGGUCUGCAACGUCGUAACGUGUCACCACAGCACAGCUCCUCCCUCGUGUCGAGGACAGAGCUGCAAAAGGGCACUGAGGCUGUGCUCUCACCAAGAUCUUCACCUAAGAGAUGUGCUGUUGUUCCACCAAAGCCACAGUCACCCGCUCGCGGCCGAACAACAGUAGUUCACAGCGCCCCUCGGACAGGAAGGUCACAAGAGCUGGACCAGGCUCUGUUCCGGGAGCUGCAGGAGCGAUGUGAGCAGCAGGCCCUGCAGCUGAAGACUCUUCAAGCCCAUUUGAAGAAGGCCUCUCUGUGCCUAGAUGUUUUCAGCAUCACCACUCUGCACUUCUGUGACAAGAAUGAGAGCGCCAUUGUGAAAGAGAGGGAACUGUCCCUGGAGCUCGCCAGAAUCAGGGAUGAAGUGGCUGUCAGUGUCGCGCACUGGGAGCAGCUGCAGCAGGAGAAGGAGGACCAGGAGCGUCGUUUUGAGGCUGAGCUGCAGGGACUGCGGACUCAGCAGCAGAAGGAGCUGGGAGCACUGGAGGAGAGGCUGAAGGCUCGGCACAUAGAAGAGACCGAAAGCCUGCAGGCCCAUCAACGAGCUGAGCUGGAGGAGCUACGCUUCAGACACCAAGAGCAGCUUGAGGAGAUGACAGAGAAUCAUGAAGCAUCUUUGACGGAGAUGGAGACGGCCCACAAUGACACACUGGACACACUGCAGGAGGAGCACGCCAGAACAGUAAAGAAUCUAAAGAUGGCUCACGAACAGCAGAAGAAGUCUCUAGAGGAAGAGUUUGAGAAGACCAGACUGUCGCUCCAGGUUUAUUUUUCUCUUUCAAGGAAAAUUUUGCAAAAAAAAUUACCAUUGACAGAUUUUUGUGUGUUUGAUUUCAAGGACCAGGUGGACACGCUGACGUUUCAGAAUCGCAGCCUCAGAGAUCGAGCAAAGCGGUUUGAAGAAGCUCUUCGUAAGAGCACAGAUGAGCAGAUAGUUGAGGCUUUAGCUCCAUAUAAGCAUAUUGAGGAGGACCUAAAGAGCCUAAAAGAAAUUCUGGAGAUGAAAAAUCAACAAAUCCAUCAACAGGAGCUGAAGAUUUCGGAACUGGAGAAAAUACAGGCUGAAAAGAAUGUGUACCUGGAAGAAAGACUACAAGUGUUGCAGCAGCAGAACGAAGACCUGAGAGAGCGGAUAGACAAGAAUCGGGCUGUGUCAAGGCAACUCUCUGAAGAGAACGCCAACCUGCAGGUGCACGUGGAGAUGGAGAGCAAAGAGAAGAAGCGCCUGAGUCGCACCAAUGAGGAACUGCUGUGGCGUUUGCAGACAGGCGAGCUGAGUCCACACAUGACCCCCAGCUCCUCCCCUAUUCACCGACCAGCCUCUGGACCAGGCUCCCCUGCCCGUCCACACUCCUACCAUCAGUGACUGUUUGUACCAAACAUUUUAUUUUAUCAGUGUUUUAUUUAACUCUGAAAAACAUUCCUCUGUUUUAAAGGAAUAUUAUACAAUCAGUGGACAAAGAGACAGUAAUAUGUUCUGUUUGGUUGAAAAAUCUCCUUAACUAUAUGAUACAUUUUUGAACCACAGAUUUUUUUUCUUUAACCUCACGAAUUGUACUGAUUCUACAAAGAGCAAAAGCUUAGCAUCUUUUUCCAGCAGGUUAAAGUUCAGAGAGCAUCGCUGUGCCUCAUUUACAUGUUUUCGCCUCCAUCGACAUUUUCGCCUUCCCUUCCAGCUCUCAGGAUGAUGGAUAAAUAAGACAUAGUAAACUGUCAAAGCUCAAUAAUAAAAUCAUGAAGCGCCUUCUGUCAUCCAUUCUCUCCCACCAGCAAGAUCCACAUGGAGCUCUGCA